CGUAGUCCAUACUUUCCUUCUCCCGCUCUCUCCUGCUCUGCGACAUAGACAGGAAUUCUAACCCUAAAACGCAUCCUUUCCGGGUCUUGGCUUUCCCGUCACGAACAGUUGCAGUCCGCUUAUAGAUUGAAGCUGAACUGAAUUGUUGCUGAGACUAGAGAGGUGAAGUGAACAAUGGCAGAAGAGGCGGAUUUAGAAAAUAUGUUGCUGGAGGCAGCAGGAAGAGGUACAGCUGGCAGAAACCGACGCUCAAUUCCUCCUAAGAGGAGACGGGAGGGUUCGUAUUCUGACUCUGGGGAUGAUGCCUCUGAUGGUGAUCGAGGUUAUUCUGGCCGGAAGCCCUCAAGGUCUCAAGUUCCUUUGAAAAAGAGGCUGGAUGCUGAUAGAGAUGAUGAACAUGGGAUUCAAGGGGAGGGUGAUUAUGAGGAUGAUGGUUCUGAUCGUGAGGGGGACAGCAGCGGUGAAUCUGUUGUAGGAGAGGAUCUUUACAAGGAUGAGGCUGACAAAGAAGAGCUUUCGCAUUUGACUGAACUUGAAAGGGAGAUGAUUCUGUCAGAACGAGCUGAUAAGAAAGGUGAUAAGAAGUUAGCAGAGAAAUUUAGAUCAAAGCGGGAAAAUGAAAGAACCACCAGAUCGAGAAAGGAGACCCCUCCUCUUCCAUCAUCUCGUGGAGUGCGGUCUUCAGCUAGAUCUGCAGAUAGAUCAGCUGCCAAGGAUGACGCAUUGAAUGAGCUGAGAGCAAAACGUUUGAAGCAGCAGGACCCGGAGGCACAUCGUAAGUUGCGGGAUGCAUCUAGAGCAAGAACGGGAGGGCAGGGCUUCUCACCAAUUAAGAGAAAAACUACUAUUUCGGCGGCAUUAAGUAGCUCCAGUCAGAGUGACAGUGAAAAUGGAUCUCACAGUGAUGAUGAAACGUCAACCGGAGAUGGUGGAAUGGCUGACAGCGACGAUGACAGGGGUAUGCUUGGAUCAGAUGGGCCAACAUUUGAAGAUAUAAAGGGGAUUACAAUCCGGAGGACUAAACUUGCAAAAUGGUUCAUGGAGCCAUGGUUCGAGGAGGUUAUUGUUGGUUGCUUUGUUAGGGUUGGGAUUGGGAGGUCAAGGAAUGGGCCUGUCUACAGGCUUUGCAUGGUCCGGAAUGUCGAUGCCACAGAACCUGACAAAGCUUACAAACUAGAGAGCAAGACAACCCAUAAGUAUCUCAAUUGCAUCUGGGGCAGUGAAAAUUCAGCUGCAAGGUGGCAGAUGGCUAUGGUAUCAGACUCCGCACCAAAUGAAGAGGAGUUUAGACAAUGGGUGAGGGAAGUAGAGCGAACUAGCGGCCGUUUGCCAAGUAAACAGGAUUUGGAUGAUAAGAAGGAUGCAUUAAAAAAAAUAAACUCAUUUGUCUACUCUCCUGAAACUGUGAAGCAGAUGUUGCAAGAGAAGAAGUCUGCCUCAUCAAGGCCAUUGAAUGUUGCAGCUGAGAAGGAGAGGCUAAGGAGGGAGUUGGAAAUUGCAGAAAGUAAGCAUGACGAGGCAGAGGCGGGGAGGAUCAAAUCUAGACUGCAGGAACUGGAGGCAGCCAGGCAAGCACCGGAGAAAGAUUCCAAGGCUCUUAAACUGGCUGAGAUGAACAGAAAGAAUAGGGUUGAGAAUUUUAGAAAUGCAUCAGGGUUAAAACCAGUAAAUACUGGCUUGAAAGCAGGGGAGGCUGGAUAUGAUCCUUUUUCAAGGAGAUGGACUAAGUCAAGGAACUACUAUCUUUCAAAGCCUAAUGGUGGAGAUGCAGCUGUAGCACCUAGUGAUGUUGUCAAUGGCACAGUUGCAGCUGCAGUCACUAAUGGAUCAGGAGGGGUAAUAUCCGAGGCCUUAGCAGCUACAACAGCAGCAUUGGAAGCUGCUGCCGGUGCAGGGAAAUUGGUUGAUACAGGUGCUCCUGUGGAUCAAGGGACUGAAUCAAAUGUCUUGCACAAUUUUGAGAUUCCUCUCUCUUUGGUUGCACUUCAGAAGUUAGGUGGGCCGCAGGGAUCUCAGCCAGGAUUCAUGGCAAGGAAGCAGAGUAUAGAAGCCAUUGUUGGUUACCUUGUCCCGGAGAAUGAUGGUCGGAGACAUGCUCUGACCUUGACAGUUGGUGAUUACAAGAGAAGAAGAGGACUUCUCUGAAAGACGAUGCCGCACCUUGGAGUUUUUUCCAAGACGAUCUAUCCGGGAUGAGGGGGCUCGAAAAUUUAAUGCUGCGAAAUCUGUUCUCUCUGGCAACUCCACUUACACAGUUGGGGUACUUUAUAUUGUGCAAUUUUUGAGCUCUGUAUAUAUGAAAGUGUAUCAACAUUUGAUACUUUGCGGAGGUAAGUUGUGCUUUCUUUUCUACUGGGACUCACGUUCUUUAGAUAUUUCCUAAGAAGUUGAUUUUAUAGAACAAUUGUUUGAAAUAAUUUGUUUUAUGUUAUUUGUUGCAAUGUAUUACAUUCCCAUGUGAUUGGUGGUAUAAUCAGAAAUACUUUAUGUGCUUUUGUAUCCUUGACUAUAUGCUUAUUCAAGAAGAGAUUCCCAGUUUAUUAUAUA
Messenger RNA from Tripterygium wilfordii, 2547 nucleotides. Its product is annotated as protein RTF1 homolog. Lineage: Eukaryota; Viridiplantae; Streptophyta; Magnoliopsida; Celastrales; Celastraceae. The coding region runs from base 175 to 2145 and encodes 656 amino acids. The record is from RefSeq and is a predicted model, not a curated record. Gene Ontology annotation, cellular component: Cdc73/Paf1 complex. The transcript is spliced from 3 exons. Gene Ontology annotation, molecular function: RNA polymerase II C-terminal domain phosphoserine binding; DNA binding.